AUUGAAACCAGUUGUAGCAACUCACUGCUGAACAGGCUUCUCUGUCCUGAAACUCUCCUUCUGUGGAAGCUGUGUUGAAUCCACACUGUGUUGUCCUGCAGCAGUGGAUUCAGGUCAGGUAUUUUAGUCUCUGGUGACUGGUGUCUCUGUGUUAAUGUGAAACAAUGUUGGAUCUCACUCUGACUCACUAUCGCCUUCGUCUCUGUUCCUCUUUCAGGUGUUCACAUUGUCCAGCGGAUGUACGGCUGUGAAUGGGACGAUGAGACGAAUGAGGUGGACGGAUAUGAGCAGUUUGGUUAUGAUGGAGAAGACUUCAUAACAUUUGACCUGCAGACAGAGACGUGGGUCGCUCCUAAACAACAGGCUGUGGUGACCAAACACAAGUGGGACAGUAACAAAGCUUUUAUAACCAGUGUGAAGAACUAUUACACUCAGAUUUGUCCUGAGUGGGUGAAGAAGUAUCUGAACUAUGGGAGGAGCUCUUUAAUGAGAACAGUUCUUCCCUCAGUGUCUCUCCUCCAGAAGUCUUCCUCCUCUCCAAUCACCUGCCACGCUACAGGUUUCUAUCCACACAAAGCCAAACUGUUGUGGAGGAAAGAUGGGAAAGAGCUUCAUGAGGGUGUGAACAGAGGAGAGAUCCUGCCCAACAAUGAUGGGACCCUCCAGACUUCUGCUGAUCUGGAUCUUUCAUCAGUCAAACCUGAGGACUGGAGGAGCUACGAUUGUGUGUUUCAGCUCUGUGGUGUGAAUAAGGACAUCAUCACCAGACUGGGCAGAGCAGUGAUCAGAACCAAUGAAGGAAAUUCCCUCUUCAUGAUCAUCCCCAUGAUUCUUGCUCUGGGUGUUCUUGCUGUCAUCACUGUGAUUGGAUUCAUUAUCUACAAAAAGAAGACAGACAAACGACCUCCAUCUCCUGUAGAAAACUGUGAGGUCCAAGAGAAAAUGAUUCCUUGUGAAGCCUAAAUGACAGACAUCACUGCUCACAGUGAGUUCAUACAUUAAACGGACUUUUUCCUGGGUAGUGUAACAGCCUUCCAAUGUAUCGGAGGUCAAGGUUCAUCAACGUGGGGUCAGCUGGCUGCCUGACUACACUGAAUGAACAGAUUUUUCCAUUAAUACAUUUUGUCUUCCCUCAUGACACGGACAAGAUCCUGAUGCCAGGAGUCAUCAGGCUCAAGUUACUAUUGAAGUGGUUCAUGAAACAUCAUUUUCAACAUGUGCAUUUCACUGAAAUAAAUAUGUGAAACAGUAUAAGCUUAAUGAAGUGAAUGCAUGCCAUCAUCAAAGUUAAAGGCAGUUCAGUGAAACAUUAGUGUGACUUUUGUUGGCCAGAAACUGUAAAGCUUUCAUAAAAUGUGUUCAGCUUUCCCCCCUUUUUUUUAAUCUCUGUUUUUUGUGUGAUUUGAUGUUAAAAAAAUCACAAGGUACUUUUUAUUUAGUUUUACAAUUGUUGCUGUUUUAUGUGAGUUUAGGUGAGAUUUUUAAGAGAACAGGACAGAUGCUUCACUUCUGUGGUUUGGAUAAAUAUUAACACCAAUAAGAAUGUUUACAAAAACACCAAGCUGACAAAAUUAGAACAAAUAGUUUUGCUCUAACAGUAUUGUGGGUAAAUUCUCAAUUUGCAGUUUACAAUGUAAAUAUGCUGAUUUGCAGAAAUGAAAAUAAUGUUUUCUUGUUUUUUCUUCUUAAAUUUCUGUGUAAAGUUUGCGCUGAAACGAGGACUGUUACCUCGUUACCUCUAAACUGUGAAUCAUUGUUUUUCCAUCAUGCUUGUUGACUUUAAUUUAAAUUAAAUAUUUCCAGCAUCAGUUGUAUAAAUGUAGAUAUACAUAAACAGAAAUACACAGGUCCACCUACAUGCAUGACACUUAUAUACUCACAGGGUUUGGUGAUUUAUUUCCCGUAACGUAACAUUUGUGGAUUUUCACAUUUUUAACUGGAGACUUUAAAUCACCGAAUUUAUUAGAGUAAACUAUUUUUUAACUUACAAAUCUGAUGAUAAAGGUUGCUUCGUCUCUGCCCUGGUGUGUGAGGACUGGCUCCACUCUUGUCUUAUUUUAUCUCAGUGAGAACGCAGGACAGGAAAUGGAUGGAUGGAGUUCUUUGUCACUGUGUUUAGUAGCUUUUCAAUAAUGCUGUGAACAUAUUUUUCAUUCCUUUUGUUCCCUGUGUGCUCACUGACUUUGCCUCCUGUAUUGUCUGGUUUUGCUAGUUUUUAUUAUUUUGUUCUACCUUUAUUCUUAUUUUGUUGGACAAAUUUAUCACCUUUUUAUAUAAACCUGUUUAGUUUUCUUUCAAAUGUCAUUUCAAAUAUUUUGAGACUGAAGUGUGUUUUCAGCACUAAUGAAUGCUGAUGAAAUACUUCCUUCUCGUAUUUCAGCACUUUAAGGGUGUUUUUCUCUCUCUUGUAAACAUUUUUUUUUAUAUCUGGUGUUUGUUUAUUAGAUAAAUGUAAGUAUUGCUGUUAAUUUAUUUUCUAUGUUUGUUAUGAUGACUUUUUAAUAAAAUCCACAAUAUUCUUA
This is a messenger RNA of Oreochromis niloticus (Nile tilapia), 2522 nucleotides long. RefSeq names its product major histocompatibility complex class I-related gene protein. The coding region runs from base 238 to 963 and encodes 241 amino acids. Gene Ontology annotation, cellular component: external side of plasma membrane. The transcript is spliced from 5 exons. Lineage: Eukaryota; Metazoa; Chordata; Actinopteri; Cichliformes; Cichlidae. The record is from RefSeq and is a predicted model, not a curated record. Gene Ontology annotation, biological process: immune response.